UCUUAACUAUCUCCGUCCGCUGCUGUUGUGUUGAAUCGCAAGUCACCGGUUCGCACUUCGGUUCGGUGUGUUUGAUUUCAAUUUUAAUUGCUGCUCUUGGGAUUUCUUAGGAAUUUUUUUGAAUUUGUUUAAACAGUGUCCUUGGAGACCCUUACAAACUACAACCAUGUCUAUUAUGGAAUAUAAUGGUGGUUGCGUCCUUUCUAUGAUGGGAAAGGACUGUGUUGCAAUUGCGUCAGACUUGCGGUUUGGUGUUCAAGGAAUGACGGUUGCUACCAACUAUGAGAAAGUAUUUGAGAUUGGACCUCAACUAUAUGUUGGUCUUCCUGGCUUGGCUACAGACACAGAAUCUGUACUUCAGCGACUGAAAUUGCGUGUUAAUUUAUAUGAGCUGAAAGAAGGAAGACGGAUGCAGCCAGCUGUUCUGACUUCAAUGAUUGCAAACAUGCUGUAUGAAAGGAGAUUUGGACCUUACUUUGUUGAGCCUGUAAUUGCUGGUUUUGACACCAAGAAACAACAGCCGUACUUGGCUAGUAUGGAUCUUAUAGGAUGUGUUACUGCUACCGAUGAGUUUGCCCUUGCCGGUACCUGUGGUGAACAGAUGUAUGGUAUGAGUGAAGCUCUUUGGCAGCCUGAUUUAAAUGCGGAUGAGCUUUUUGAAUGCAUCUCACAGGCCAUGAUGAAUGCAUUUGAUCGUGAUGCUGUCUCUGGUAUGGGUGCUAUUGUUCAUAUCAUUGAGAAAGACAAGGUCACCACCCGCAGGAUAAAGACCAGAAUGGACUGAAAUUUCUCUUACAACUUUUUUAUGUUUCGAUGGGGGAGAAAUUCUAAUUUAAGUAUAAUAAACAUAACUUUCCCA
Molecule: messenger RNA, 859 nt
Organism: Frankliniella occidentalis (western flower thrips)
Lineage: Eukaryota; Metazoa; Arthropoda; Insecta; Thysanoptera; Thripidae
Gene: Prosbeta3
Product: proteasome subunit beta type-3
Exons: 5
Coding region: 167-784 (205 amino acids)
Biological process (GO): proteasome-mediated ubiquitin-dependent protein catabolic process
Cellular component (GO): proteasome core complex; proteasome core complex, beta-subunit complex
Source: RefSeq, a predicted model, not a curated record